Molecule: messenger RNA, 2545 nt
Organism: Stylophora pistillata
Lineage: Eukaryota; Metazoa; Cnidaria; Anthozoa; Scleractinia; Pocilloporidae
Product: DNA polymerase eta
Biological process (GO): error-prone translesion synthesis; response to radiation
Cellular component (GO): site of double-strand break; nucleus; replication fork
Molecular function (GO): damaged DNA binding; DNA-directed DNA polymerase activity
Source: RefSeq, a predicted model, not a curated record
UUCAAAAUGGCCGCGAAACAUGUUGACGCGACGUAGAAAAACAGGCGAAAGAAAACAUCAAAGCGGCGUCUUUGUCGGCUAACUAUAACACCAGAUGGCUUUAGAUCGUGUUGUAGCUUUGGUAGAUAUGGACUGCUUCUAUGUUCAAGUCGAACAAAGACGAAAUCCGGAUUUGCGAGGGAAACCUUGCGCUGUAGUUCAGUACAAAACAUGGAAAGGUGGAGGUAUUAUAGCUGUGAGCUACGAGGCGCGUCAUUUUGGAGUGACAAGAAACAUGCGUGGAGAUGAGGCCAAAGAGAAGUGUCCAGAGAUAAAUUUGGUGCGAGUCCAAGAGGCACGUGGGAAAGCCGACUUGACACAUUAUCGGGAGGCAGGGGCAGAGGUGAUUGCAGUGCUUUCUCGCUUCUGUGACAGCUGUGAGAGGGCAAGCGUGGAUGAAGCAUAUCUAGACUUGACAGAACGUGUUAAAAUGAGAAUGCUCACCAUGGGCCUUGACGAGAUUGCUAAAAAGUCUGCAGAAUCAACAUUUCUUGAAGGUUUCACAGCAGAUGACAAGGAAGAUAAAGAUGUGGAUACUGAUGCUUGGAGAGCUUCUCUUGAAAGCGAUGAGAAUGUUAGGAGGCUCGCAGUUGGUGCAAUUAUUGUAUCAGAAAUGAGGGAAGCUGUGCUGCGGGAGACACAAUUUACAUGCUCCGCAGGGAUUGCUCAUAAUAAAGUGCUGGCAAAGUUAUGUGAAGGACGUCACAAACCAAACAAACAGACUCUUCUGCCCCAGAGGGCAGUGCCAAAACUGUAUGAGAAAAUUCCCAUUAAGAAAGUCCGCAACAUGGGAGGAAAACUUGGCAUGGAAGUGUGCUCAAAUUUACAUGCAGAAAAGAUGAGUGAUUUGGCCAAAUACUCCCUUGGUGAGUUACAAGGUCGUUUUGGAGACAAGACUGGGGAGUGGCUGCAUGAAAUAAGUCAUGGAAUAGACCACGAACCCGUUAGACCUCGCCAGCUAUCAAAGUCUAUAGGCUGCGGCAAGAACUUCCCUGGAAAAGGGAAGCUUGCAACAGGAGAGCAGGUUAAAUACUGGUUAGAUCAGCUGGCUGGUGAAAUCCAUGAACGUCUCACGAAAGAAUCAGAACUGAACAAUCGGGAGGCAAGGGUGUUGGGUGUUGGCUUCAAAACUGAGAUUAACUCAUCUUUUACUCGUUCUUGCCACCUGAAAAAUUCAACAGCCGAACAAAUUGCAAAGGAUCUUUAUAAUUUACUGUUGCCAUUCAACUCCAUAAAGGAUAAUAAAACGGAUACAUGGUAUCCAGCCAUUGUCUGCCUGAACGUCUCAGCCAGCAAAUUUGAAGAAAUAACUAAUCAUAAUUGCACGCCGUCCAUAAGCUCCUUUUUCACCAAGAAAAACAAGUUGGAAAAAGUGGAAAAUUUGUCGGACAACUUCGUGUCAGAAAACGUGGAAGAUGGGUGUUCAUCUAGUUUUAAUUUAGAAGGAAAUAAAGGAAUUGGUAGAACUUCUGUUUCUGGCAGUGUGGUUAACCAGAAUCUGCACGAAGAAAACUCAUGUGACGGAGUUCAGAGAUACGACAAUAAAGAAUGCAGAGAUAAUGAGAAAAAAGUACUUGAAUCGAAGCAUAGUGUUGGAACUCUAUCGAAAAAGAAAGGCAUAGAAGCGUUUUUAUCGGGAAUGGUUAUAUCUGAAGAAAAGCGGCAACAUAAUGAGGGACGACCUUGCAAUCCCUACCAGGGCUGCAAAAUCGAUUCCUCGGUAUUAGAAAGUUUACCACAAGAAAUUCGGCAAGAGAUUGAACAAUCGCUGGGGAGACCCAAUCAGGAAGGUGAAAAGAAGAGAAGAAAGCCUUCACUUUUUGGUUCAAGGGUGUCCCCGGAUGAAGCACAAGGAAGAGAGACAUCGACGAGUGUUGCGAUAGGUGGUGGGUCGGCCAUUGGUAAAACUCGCGUGAAUCUUUGUAACCAAGUAGACUGGGACGAGACAGAUUUGCGCAAAUGCGAGAAAUGCGGGGAAACGUUUCCCGGCUGCGUCAUGCCGGAACAUUUAGACUAUCACUUCGCGCUGGAAUUGCAAGAAGGAGAAAACAAGUCUACCGUGACAUCGAAAUCGGGGAGCUCAACAAACGAGCCUCCGAAGAAAAAGCAACGCACCACAAUUCAGUCUUUUUUUACGUCUAAGUGAGCGCUCUCUCUCUCCAUAGAUUUGUGUCACUGUUUGUCUAGUGUACUUCGUAGGCAUGGUUUAGUCUUGUCACACAAUGAGCGUUGCGUGACGAUACUAAGCAUUUUCUGCGAAGGGGACUGCUAAAAGAUUGACCCUAAUAAGCUUAAAUGUUUGAGGCUUAUCUUGUGCUAUCUGUUUUAAUGUUCACUAUGGUUGACCCUCUUUGUUUUAUAUUUCCUACCUCUGUGGUGUUUUUCUAUAGUAGCUGACCAGUAUUUCUAGUUUUGUUUGUUUUCUUUUGUUUAAUUGGAUUAUUUAUUGACGAUUAAACUAGAACCCAAGUUAUCACGAAGUAACUCUGCAGUGAACGAAAGGAAA